AGUGAAGAGAGUUGUACCCCUGAAAAUAUUUCCCCAUCUUUGGCUAAAAUAAUAGGGACAGACUAACUGUUAAAUAUUCAUUUCACUAGAGUUUCUGCUGUAGUGGAUAUAGUAGCCUUUUCAUUUUAUUCCCUUCUCCAGGUGCUUGUGAAAGAGCCUGUUAUGUUAACUACUAUAGCUUACCAUUAACUUUUUCCAUUAAUAAUACUGUUUAAAUUAACUUUAAAAUGAGAUUUUAAGUGUGCAGCUAAUGGAUUGUAUUUGAAUGGGGUUCUCUGUGGUUUAAACGGUUUAGGCAGAAAAAUAUUAGUUAGCCAGAUAACAUUAAAAUCACCCCUGAAUUUGUAACUUGUAGAAGGACCGUCAUUUUUCAUUUAAGGUGUAAAUGUUAUUUGGUAAAACCUGAAUGGGGUUUUCUCCAUUUAAACGCUUUAAACAAUGUAGGGGAAAAAAUACUAAAAUACCUUAAAAUGUAGAAAUUAAAAAAUAUGUACAUAUAUUGUGAUGAAUCACUUAAAAAGUUUAGGGUCAACUGAUUAAGCAAUAACCUCUUUAAAUAGCAUGCGUUAAAGAAUUACCCUUUGCCCAUCUAAAUAAACCACCUUACAGCAACAUAGGGCUGUAUGUGGGAGUUAUACGUUUUCUAGCAGAGUAUUCGCAGCAGAUGUCAUGUAAAUCCUCCAGCAGUCAGUCUGGUGUCUUCUGGCUCCUUUGACAGGACUCGGGUUUCAGACGCAGGAGUUAAUCAACUCACUCUCUUAAUAAUUCAGUACAGACGGCUGGGCUUUUUGCCGAAAUCCCUUCUGCGUUUCACAGCCCUCAUUUCGCACCUACCUUUUUCCCUUUACCGGUGUCCUUAAUUAGACCAGGUGUAGAGUUGCACGUAGACACGGAGGUGAGGAGCCUGCAGCCUCUGUGAGCAGAGUGGCAUGUAAGAGGGAGCAUCACCUCGGCCUGCUGGGCAAAGAUUACGUCUGAAGGAUGAGCGACAGCUUGUUGAAUGCUUUAUUUCUGUGAAGUCUGACUCGGUAUAGUUAACCAAUAUGAAGCCUGUUCUCAGUCCGGUUCUUUUACCUCAGCUGAAUAUCUGGACUACAUCAACAGGAUAAAACAAAGUGGAUUUUUGUUUUAUUAUUACCCGAAGUGCUUGCAUUUGAUUGAGGACACUUACAAUGUGGUCUACACCAGCUGCUUGCAUGGUGUGCAUCCUAUUUGGGAUCAUAUGUGAAGUCAAGCAAGUGUAUUCACAGCCCAAAUUAAUCAAAAGAAAGACUGACCAGACUCCUGACGAGGCCACCAAGUUAGAGGAAAACAUCCAGAAAGUUAUUAACCAAAUCCACUCUUUGUCCGGUGAAAAUGAAAAUAUCCGUAGCUUCAGCUUCUCAACCCCAGGACAGGGUUUUGACUUAAAUGCAUAUUACAGUACUCUGACUAACUUGUUUGCUGCCUUUCAACCACUGCUGAGAAACAGAUUCAUAGAUGACUUUCCCAAAACUUUAGUUUGUAUUCUGUCUGGGAGACAGGACUGUGGAUUGGAGGCAGAACUAACAAAGACCGUGUCACUGGAGUUGGGAAAGCCACUACUGACGUUCGUGUCAUCUCUAAGAUCCCAGACAUGCACUCCACUGAACAGUGAUGGAGAGUCAAACAGCUUCCUGAGGACCUACCUCAGCAUCGGGCAAUCAAUGACAGCAGCAUUAAAUGGUUUUCAGCAGACAUUUGUAAAUACACUGUCGAGUCUCCCUCUUUCUGGGAAUUUGAUCAGUGCUGUGAGUGGCCUUGUGGAUGCAGCUGUAAUAUAUGUCUCAAAGUUUAUGGCAACGUUACUCCAAGCACCAAUGGACUAUAUCAAAAUAGCUUUACAGUUUGGAAUUAGAAUACCGUCUUUAGACGGAAAAGAGACCUGUGAACAAGGAGAUCUCAAGCAGCUCAUUAUGUGGGGAAUAAACCACAAUGUGAGCUGGUCCUUUGGUAACUCCAUCAUUGACAUACUACUGGAAAUCUUCCUGGCUCCAGAACAGUCCCUGUGCACAUAUCCAGGGCCAAAGUGCCAGAAUCCUCCCAGCGUCCCCUUCCAGCGCAGUGUCUCAGAGGCAAAAGACGACACUGAUAACAACCACGACAUCCUGCUAAGGUGUGAUCGCCACAAUCUGGCCAGGCUCAAUGACACACUGUGUGCUGACAUCCUCACGGCUUCAAGAGCGGGAUCCUCUACGUCUGUGCUCACCUUUUGCCAGGCGCUAAGCUCCCUCAGCCCUAACCAGAUAGAACAGGUGUGGAACAACAUGUGUUAUGUCAUUCAAGCACUGGUGUCUCCGUUCCUCAGUAGGUCAUCUGACUGCAGUUUUGGGGACAUACAGCCUUCCCCUGCCGUCACCCCUCCCUCUGAGAGUCUUCCGCUCCCUCACUCUGCACCUCCUCAAGUAGCCAGAGAAGCCUCCAACCUCAAACAGCUAGCCUGUAACUACAACAGCUGGUUAGGUAACAAGGUAGACGCUGUCCUCGUGUCGCUGUGCAGCGAUAACGAACGUGAGGAGUUUGUGAAGCAGGUGUGUAACAAUGCUUUGUUGAUGAGGGAGCUGCUCUCAGAUCAGAUGAACAGAUGGCUGUAUGGAUAUUGUGCAAACUCCUCUGCAGAUCCUGGGUACAUGGUGAGUCAGUUCUGCAUCUAUGAGCAGUGGAUCAAGCAGUCCUCAAUCCCGGCGGACCCCUCCUUAUUGGAGUUCUGCAUGAGCCUGGACAGUCCCAGACUGACCAAACUUAUCUGUGAGCACAUUGGAUUCUUCAUGCUUUUAUUCUCCAACCCUGAAAAUGGGCGCUUCAUGCCUAACUGCACAAACCUGCCCCCUCCACCACCAUUCCCUGACAUGGGUUCAUUAAUAUUAGAUUCUUGUCGUUACUCUGAGUGGCAUGAUGUGAUGCAAAUUACCAUCGACGUUUUGUCACUGUGCAUCCGCCUGGAUCAAAGCGGUUUUACUAAAGAGGUUUGUUCCAACAAAACUUUUCUAAAUAGCCUGCUGCGUAAUAAGGCAAAUACCUGGCUUGAGAUUCACUGCAACACCUCUCUUAGCCUUCUACCGCCUGAACCGACCCAGUCCUUCAACAUCGCAGGCUGGUGUGACUACCACACAUGGGGAGAACGGCACGUGGACGAUUCAGUGGUUGGUCUCUGCUGGCAGCAUGAUCAGCUUGCUUUUGAGAAGAAUGUCUGCUGCAAAGUGUCUCUGUUUGAAAAGCUGUUACAAAACCCUCAGAACAAAUGGCUGAUUUCAGUCUGCACAGACAUAGAGGAAAUAGCGCUGUUACCACAGGUGUGCAAGUACUCAGAGUGGACCCGUCCCAUCAUCGUGGACAUGACUGAGCUAGCUCUCUGCGCUGAGAUCGACCCACUUAACUUCACCUCCAAAGUCUGCGCCAAUAAUACAGUACUCCAGAACCUGUUGGCCAAUCAGGACAACACCUGGUUACUGCAGCACUGUGCCAACCAUUCAAAUCCAGGGCUAUCUCCUGGUGGGGGACAUGGAGAAGGCCUGACUGGUUUCAACCCCACAGAGCAGUGCCAGUACUCCAGCUGGAGCAUAUCUCUUCCAGAUGCAGCACUCCUGACUCUCUGCUGGGAACGUGACCAGACCCAUUUUGUCUCCUCUAUCUGCCCCAACGCUGGUCUUCUCUUUUUGCUGUCCCGGGAACCGUCUAGUGUGUGGGUGGGAAGUAUGUGUAACACCUACACCAACUUCACCACUACAACCAGCACCAACAACAGCACUACUGCAGAGCCUAAUUUCUGCUUGGCCAGAAACCUGGUGAGGCAGUUUAACUGGACCUGCUCAGCUGUCCUCAACUCAGCCUGCCAGCCUGGGGCCAAUCAGAAUAUGGCCCUGCAGAUGUUGGUGCGCUGCUGGGUGGAGAGUCUGAGAUCCAGGGUGGAGGAUCUGCUGACUCCACCUGUGGCCACAGUGGUGGAGCAGGCAAUGAGCACCACGGUGGUGAUCCUGUUGGCCCUGGAGGAGGUCCAGAACACCUCGCUACAUGUCACUGAGAACAUAAGACUGAGUAUGUUAGCAUCCGUAGUUCGCUAUCUCGAGAGGGAAAACAACUUUGACAAAAAGAGGGUCUUGCUGCAGUGCUUUGGGAGAGUCUUAACCAGCUUGAUGCAGACAGCAAGAGACGUGACCAGUGAUGAAUUCUUCGUCAUUAAGGAGUAUUUCAGUAUACCGCUGAGCAGCCUGAGGUCAGUGCUCAGUGCAGCUCACAUCACCACCAUCAGACUGAUACUUCAGUACUAUAGCAGAAACAAGGAUGCGCUGCAGUUGCACGAUAAUUACCUGUCCACCAUGGUGUCAGUGCUGUUCCAGACACACCUGGUAAAAGAUGGUAGUCUCUUCUCUGAGCUGGCUCCCCUGCUGGCUGCUGCCAGCCUGGCUGACAUCAAGGCUCUGCCCUCACUGCAGAACAACAUCAAUGUGAGAGAGGCCAUUAACAGAAACUUGGGGAGCAUGACUCUGGACCAGCGGCGGGCUUUUGGCUUGUGGUACAGCAAAGUUAUGCCCCCCUCCAACAUCACCAGAGGUCAUCAGUCACUCAUCAGGGAUGCUGGAAACCUGAUCACCUACCUGCCCUUCCACAACUUCCAACACCUCUCUCCUGCUCAGCUGUUGGACGGGCUGGAUGUGUUGCAGAGAAACACCCUCACUUCUCUAAAGCAGGAAUUCAUCGCUCACAGCCUCAUCGGCACCUACAGAAACCUGACAGCUCAGGAUGUGACCAGGCUGGGUAAACUCUCAUGCCUGGCAGACCCAGAGGACCUCCUUGUGUACAAAGGCACUGAGGCCUUCAGUGUCAUUCGGGACAUCAUUAUGAACUGCACACGUGAGGGACUCAGUCUGCCCAGCCAUCUGAUUUCCAGUUUGUUACUCAACAGCACAGAAUUAAAGGUCCCCUCCACGCUCAGUUCUGAUCGACUGGCAGAGCUCUCCCACCUCCUGCCCUUGCUGGGUGUGCCUUUCCUGCAGGGUCUCACACCGUCGCAGCUGCUUGCUGUCUUUCCUGCCCUCGACUCUGUUUCAUUCAGCCCUGCACAGGCUUCCAUAAUUGUAGACAAGCUGUCUUCAAUUAUCACCCUGACCGCUCCAGGCCAGCUGCAGGAGCUCGGCUCCCUCAUUGUGGGAGUGAAGACGGAGACCUUGUUGACCCUCACCUCUGACAGGCUGCUGUCAUCCCUGCCCGCCAUGGCCCAACACACACAAGGCCUCAGCCCGCCUCAAGCCAAUGCUGUCUCCACCAAACUAUGGGGCUUCCCAGAAGUGGUCGGUUGGCUGGAUGAUGUGGAGCCUUUGCUCUCUUGCACGCCCCUGCUCAGUGUCCUGCCCAGGACUCGUCUGCUUGUGAACAACAUCACCACUGCAUCCACAAAACCCUGGAACACACAGCAGGCUAAAGCAAUUUUCAAAGAGGUGAUUGAUUCUAAACCAAACCUAAUCAACCUAGGAUUUCUGAGUCUGGGAACAGUGGGUCAGGGUGUGAGCUGCAAGGUCUUACAGGAGCGUUUUCGGGCUGAUUCCUCGCCUCCCUCAGUCAGAAGAAUCCUGGCUUUCCUCAGGCAGCAGCCCCGUCCUCUUCACACCUCACUGAAAAAGUGUGUGAUCGAGGAGCUGUAUCAGUUUGAGUUCUUCUCUGAACUGCUUAAAGAUCUUGGAGCUGAGAUUGCCCUGUCCAUGCCGGUGAGCACCGUUAAGAAGUUUCCUACAGAUAUGAUGGACGUUCUAAGGAAGAUGAUUAUUCAGGACCCUCAUCACUUUCUCUUGCUGUCUAGAACAAAACAGGAGCUGCUGGUGGACAAAAUAGUGCAGAGGAUGGGCAUGUACACAGGGGUGUUCACAGAGGAGGAGUUUCGUUCACUGGGUAUUAUGGCGCCGUUUGUGGUGGAUGAGGUUUUCAUUCAGCUGGACCGCAGCUUCUUCAUUGACAAUCUGGAUUUCCUCCAGGGACUCUGUUACAGCAGCAGCAAGAUAGACAUUGUGGCUCGUAUCCUGCAAGAACCUGCAGCCUUCGGCCCAAUGAAGAACUGGAACCAGACAACACUCAGUCAGGUGGAUCGGUUUCUCUUCUUCCUGCCUGACAACAAACUGCAGGAGAUUUCCCUGGCGUUGAUGACUGUGGGGCGUAUAGAGAAGCUAUUCAUGAGCCAGCGUCGGUGGGAGCGUGGGGAUGUGGGAAUCCACUGUGCAGAUGAGAACGAGAGGAGCAGAUUUUUUGAAAAGCAGCAGUUUGUUCUUCAGUUUUUCCUGGGCUUCCUCAAAAUAAAUCCUGUGUCACCGACUCCUAUGGUUCCUACCUGUGAGAUUCUGCGUACAACAGCUCCAUCUGCCUGGACCUCUAACAGUCUGACAAGCAUGUCUUCAUCGGCCUUCUCCAACUGUCUGGAGCUGAUGGGUCAUGACCCAUUCCUUGCACCCUACCAACGCAGCCAGGUGCUCAAGAAAGUCAAACAGAUAUAUGGCAGCGUCUCAUCCUUCACCCAGUCUGUGAUCUCACAGCUGGGUGGAAUAGCGAUAGAGCUGUCAAUAGAGGAGCUGAGCAGCCUACGACUGACUGAGCGAAGGAGCAUCGCUGCUAUGGGUGCCAUCAGUGCCUGGAGCAACAGACAGCUGGCUGCACUGUUUACCACCGUGUUAAACUCCACCAAGCAGAGUCCAAGCCAGCUCGACUCGAGCACACUGGUGGCAAUGGGAUACUUUGUGUGUGGAGCUAAAACCACAGAGAUGAAUUCUUUCAACGCUGUAGAGUUCAGUAAGGCGGUGCUCUGGCUGGGUCAGCUGAGGUUGUCCUGCUCAGAGGAGCAGCUGCUGGUUCUCAUUGGGCUGCUGACCCACAGGCUUGCCUUUGGACCCAUAAGUUCAUGGGGAACUGAUGUCUUCAUUGAGAUCGGAGUUCUGGCAGCUGGCCUCCCAGACAUCGCUAUGUCAGCUUUGGUGAAAGAGCAAAUCGAAGGAAUCACACCUGUGGCUAUCUCAAUGAUACCACCUGAUAAGUUUGCUGUGGUGUUUCACCAGAGACAGAUCAGCAUGUUCUCCUAUGAGCAGGCUGCAGCAGUAACUGAUGAGCAGCUCUCUGCUCUGUCAGAUGUUCAGAGGACAGCUCUGGCUAUGGUGCUGACACCCUGGGAGGACAGGCCUGUAGACUUCAGAGGGAAGUCACUGGGGCUGGCACUGAGCCACAGUCCUCUGUGUCUCAUACUGGGACUGCUGAUGCUGCCGAUCGUCCUGCCCUACCCUGGCACAUGACCCCACUCACCCCAGGUGGAUCAGGAGACACCUCCUCAACCAAGAAAAGCUCAUUUAUCUGUGCAAUACCAUACCUCUUUGAAAUAAGCAGCACUUACUUCAGGAUUGCUAUAUAUGUAUUUAAUUAGAUUGUAAUAUAUUUUGUGCAACUAUUACUUUGACAUGUCAACAUUCAGCACUGAAAGAACCAAAUUAAUAGUUUAAUUCAGUGAGGAAACAACAACACAUUUUCACAGUAUAUCCACCAAGUCAACCAACACCAACAGAAUUAUUGUCAUUACACUUGGCUUAUUUAUUUAUUUAUUUAUUGAUAAACCUAUCUGAAGCCCUCCUGUCUCGAUGUAUCCUUCUCAGGGAUGUGACGCCAUACCCAGAAAAGCAAAUCAAACACUUAAAAGAUUUAACUAUAGUUAUUAUACAGUUAUUAUGAGCAAAUCAACGUUGUGUUGCAAACCUAUAAAGUUAGAUAUUUUUGUGAAAUUAUAUAAUAUUUUUGUCAGAGUAAGAGCUGUAAUGUUUGCUACAUUUAUAUAUCUAUCGUGAGUUAUCUUGAUUAGAUAGCAGGUACAUAAUGCUCAGUAUGGCCUGAUUGUAUUAUUAUUGGUCAACUUCAGUAUAUUUUUGUGUGAGUUUUGUGUUGUUGUGCACACUUUCUGGUGUGAUAAAUAUAGUCCUAAAUUAUUAAACUGAACCAGUCUGCCUCU
Siniperca chuatsi (mandarin fish) is the source of this 7987-nucleotide messenger RNA. It is a transcript of the gene strc1, whose product is annotated as stereocilin 1. Gene Ontology annotation, biological process: cell-matrix adhesion. Gene Ontology annotation, cellular component: kinocilium; stereocilium tip; cell surface. The transcript has 29 exons. The record is from RefSeq and is a predicted model, not a curated record. Bases 1173 to 7283 code for a protein of 2036 amino acids. NCBI's taxonomy places the organism in Eukaryota, Metazoa, Chordata, Actinopteri, Centrarchiformes, Sinipercidae.